UUGGAAAGCAUUUUUGAUAACUAGAGAAAUUUGGUUUUAAUCACAAUUAGUUUGAGAUUGGGUAAAGAUUGAGACGAAAAGUUAACAAUGAAAUCAAUCCAGGAAAAGGGUAAAGUUGAUGUUAACCAUUUACGUUCAUUAAUUCUGUACACUUUGAUUUGUAUCUUCAUCUUAUUGUGUUCAGUGUUGAUUUUUUUAAUGUUCAUCAACAUCUAUCAUCAUUACAAGUUUCCAGAGAUUCAAAGUCUUAACCAUUAUCGGCAUAAUCAAUGGUAUCACAAUCAACAACGAAAACCAGAUGGAAUAAUAAUGAAUGUUUUAACCAAACAAAUUGAUCAACAAACCUCAACACUUUCAACAACAAUUGGCUCACCAACAGGCUCAUCAUCAUCUGAUUUAAUCACAAGAACCCAAGGGAUUGUGAUCAAACCUUACAUGGAGCAAGGAGUAGAGAGUUAUGUUCAAAGUGUUUUGGAAUCGACAUUUAAAACAACGAAAGAGUUAAUUGAUCAAAGGAGGAAUCCAGCAAUUAACUAAUGACUGUCAAUGAGUGUCAUCACCAGGAAUUGAUAUUCACCUUUUAAACACAUUACAUAAUUUUCAUGCCUUUUUACAAUUUAACACAAAAGUAGGAUCAUCAUGAUUCUGUAAUCAACUUGAAGGACAAACAAUUGUUUUGAUUUACCAAUAAUCACGCAACAUUGCAAUGAUUAACAAAUACAAUUAAAGGCUAGCCACAAGAUUAA
Molecule: messenger RNA, 746 nt
Organism: Tetranychus urticae (two-spotted spider mite)
Lineage: Eukaryota; Metazoa; Arthropoda; Arachnida; Trombidiformes; Tetranychidae
Source: RefSeq, a predicted model, not a curated record